This is a messenger RNA of Vitis vinifera (wine grape), 4960 nucleotides long. RefSeq names its product probably inactive leucine-rich repeat receptor-like protein kinase At5g48380. The transcript is spliced from 3 exons. Gene Ontology annotation, molecular function: ATP binding; protein kinase activity; protein binding. Gene Ontology annotation, biological process: protein phosphorylation. The record is from RefSeq and is a predicted model, not a curated record. Lineage: Eukaryota; Viridiplantae; Streptophyta; Magnoliopsida; Vitales; Vitaceae. The coding region runs from base 1971 to 3920 and encodes 649 amino acids.
CAACACCAUGACCGCGUAUAAAGCAACAUCCUUUUCACAUUUUCUCACUUUCCUUUUAGUGGGAACUGCAAGAGACGAAAUUUUAGACUUUCUCCAUGAAACAUGACCUAAUGCUGUCUUUUCCUACAUACCAAUCUCAGUGUCUUUCAUUCUGCAUUGUCCUCUUUUUCUAUCUGGGCCUUUCUUGCAAGUCUUUUGGAGCUUUGAAGCCAAAUCAUCAUUGAAUUCCAGUUCUGAAAAUACAUUUCUUAUAUCUUCUAUGUCCUACUUCUGAGUAAUUAAUUUUUGUGAGAAUCCAUCAAUAUGUGCCUCUGCUGCCUUGGGGACCCUUUGGAUCCUUCCAAUGCAGCUUCAAAAGAGCUUAAUUUUUUUAUUUCGAAGUGGGUUUGUGGAGGGUUGGGUGAUUUUCACAGUAUUGGUCACAGUUGUUAUCAUGUUGUUUUGUUCAUCAAGGGUGCCAUCAAAGAAGAAAAUCACCAAGAAAAACAAGAAAAUGGAAGUGGCAAUCCAGGGAAGAAAGUGGCCCAUUACAAAAGAAACAAGUGUAGACAUCAAGAUAUCUUUGUCAGAGAAGCUGGUUGUCACAAUGAGUUAUGAAGAAGUCUACAGAGCAACCAACGGUUUCAGCCAGGACAAUGUCGUAGGGACGGGCGACACAGGGACGACAUACAAGGCAGCCCUCCCAGAUGGAUUGUUACUUGCUGUCAAGAGGUUCCAUGUUUCGAAUUGUGCUCAGGAUCGAUUUGAAUCUGAGCUGAUGACUCUGGGCAGAUUGUCACACUAAUGUAGUGCCACUACUGGGAUUCAGCAUGGACACUGAGAGAGUCUUGGUCUACAAAUUUAUGUCAAAUGGGAACCUUUUCGAUCUGCUGCAUCGUAUGCAGGUCAAGGACAGGGUCUUGGACUGGCCUUUGAGGGUAAAAAUAGCAGUUGGCCUAGCCAGAGGCUUGGCAUGGCUCCAUUGCAACAGAAAUUUCCAAGUAUGCCACCACAACAUAAGCUCAAAGUGUAUCUUACUUGAUCAGAACUUUGAUCCCAAGAUAUCAAACUUUGGAGGGGCGAGGCUUAUGAACUCAAAUCACAAGGGCUCAAAUGGGAGUUCCUUUCUGAAUGGUGAGGCUCCAGAGCACAAGGAUGUAUACGGUUUCGGUAUUGUGCUUCUUGAGCUGGUUACAGGGGAGGAACCAAGCAAAGUGACUAGUCAACUAGGAGUUUGCUCUUUUGGUUUCUAUGAGGCUAUAGGUAAAUCUCUGAUUGGGCAGGGAUACGAUGGUGAGAUUUUUCAGUUCCUUAGAGUUGCAGGUAGUUGCAUUCGGCCUAUCCAAGAUGGAAGACCAACAAUGCUUGAUGUAUACAAAACAUUAAGGGCUGCAGGGGAGAGACACAGCCAGCUCACAGAUGAUUCUGAUUUUGAUUCUGAUGCAUCAACACAAACGGUAAUUUCUGCUACAAAUACUAGUUAUAGAAACAAACAAAUGGGAGCUGAAAUAACAGAGGAGAUUGAAUGAAGAAGUCAUUUAUAACUGUAUUUUAAAUAUGACGAGUCAUCAUAUGCAUAUUUCUAAAAUUCAAUGACCAAUGAUAGUUUCUUAUGAUCCAUUCUUCUUCAAAAGAGAGUUUCUAUGUAUUUACCUAUGCCAUAAGAUAUAGAAUAAAAGUAAGCAACAGGUGAAAAGGACUUGAGAGAGAAACUUCAACUAACUUUAUACUAUCUCAUUGGAAAAGUAAAGGAAGAGACUAGGAAUGAUUCAAGAACUGAAUUUAUUGAAGCAGUCCAACCCGGGCUGCUUUUCCACUUUCAAUGGCAAAGGGUUGGUGCAAUGGGGUUUUCAGAACACUGCAGGAAGGUGACUGGGGGUCCAAUCCGCCUCUUGCAGUCUUUCUCAAUUACAUAGCGCUCCGAUACUUAGAAUACUACCAUGUUGCAGGCCUAGUUAUAGACCUUGAAAUUUUGGUGUUCAUCCAACAAGAUGACCAAGCUCAUGGGCAGGGAUAAGAAAACCAUUCUUUUGCUUCUUCCUCCUUUUCUCUGCUGUCUACUGAGUACUACUAGCACAAGCUCCAGCAUGGACCAAGAUAAUCUUUCCUGCUUGAGAAGUAUAAAAUCAUCUGUGGAGGACCCUUUUGGGUCCUUGAACACAUGGAAUUUUGAUAACAUUGGAAAUGGUGAUAUCUGUAUGCUUAAGGGAAUUACAUGCUGGUCAUACUAUACCACCAGUGUCCAAAGUAUCAAACUCCAAGGUCUUGGACUCAAGGGCAAAUUCCCUCAAGGCAUCAGAAACUGCACAAGCUUGACGACUUUGGAUCUUUCCAACAACAAUUUCUUUGGACCUAUACCAUCUAACAUCAACCAACUGAUCCCAUAUGUAAAAGACCUAAAUCUCUCCUACAACAAAUUCUCGGGUGAGAUUCCAUCAAGCAUGGUGAGUUGUGUACGCCUGAACCACCUUGUGCUCAACAAAAAUCAGUUAACAGGUCAGAUUCCUCCACAACUUGGUCAGCUUUAUUGGAUAAAGGAUCUUAAUGUUGCCAACAAUCGCUUGUCUGGGCCAGUUCCUACUUUUGUUAGUUAUUCUGCCCUGCCUGAGAGCUAUGCUAAUAAUAAGGGACUAUGUGGGGGACCUCUAAAAGCUUGUGAAGAGCAAGGGAAAGCUAAAGAUUCAUUCAAAAGCGGGUUUGCAGUUGGUUGGGCGGUCUCUGCUGUUUCAGUUACUGCAGUUUUUAUGUUCGUCUGUAUGCCCGGGGAACAUUUAAUCAAGAUGCUAGUGACAAGAGGGACAAACAAGAGAAGAGAAGCCCAUCAAGUGAUGUUGGUCACAAGGAGGAAAAUGAAGAAAAAGGAACCUCAUCAAAUGAGAAUAUUGCCAAUCAUAAAGAUUUCUAUGAUGGAGAAAUUCGCUACCAGAAUGCCUUUGACAGAUCUCGCUGCUGCAACGAACAAUUUCAGUGCAGAGAACAUCAUUGGGUUUGGAAAGACAGGAACUAUGUACAAAGCAGCAGUCAUGAACGGCUGUUUGCCAGCUGUUAAGAGGUUCCUGGACUCCCAGCAAUUUGAGAAGCAGUUUAUAUAUGAGAUACUAAUCCUAGGGAGACUAACUCAUCCCAACUUGGUACCCUUAUUGGGAUUCUGCAUCGAGAGGAAUGAGAAGCUUUUGGUGUAUGAACAUAUGAGAAAUGGGAACCUUUAUCAAUGGUUACACCCCCACAAAGCCAAGGCCAAGAUCUUGGAAUGGCCUUUGAGGGGUAGAAUUGGAGUUGGGCUAGCUAGAGGUUUGGCAUGGUUCCACCACAACUCUAUGUUCUUGGUAGGUCAUGGCAAUAUUAACUCAAAAUGCAUCUUACUAGAUCAGAAUUUUGAGCCCCAAAUUUCGAAUUUUGGAAGGGCAACACUCAUGAAGCCAAGCAUCACUGAUUCUACUAGGCGUUUAUUUGUGGGUUGUGCAGAUACUGAGAAUAAGUGUCUGCAAUGCACUCUAAAGAAAGAUGUCUACAGCUUUGGAAUUGUGCUCCUUGAGAUGGUCACAGGGAAGAAACCUAACAAAGUUUCAGAUGCUUCUCAAAGGUUUGAUGGGACUUUAGUUGAUUGGAUCAACCAUCUUUUGACUACUUCUGGCCCCUAUGAUGCCAUUGAUAAAUCUUUAAUCGGACAAGGAUUUGAUUUUGAGAUCUUUGAGUUCCUUAAAGUUGCAUGUAGUUGCGUCAAGGCCUCUCCCCAUCAAAGGCCAACAAUGCUUGAAGUUGAUAAAAUUCUGAGAAAUACUGUAGGAAGACACCAAACUGGUGAUGAUUCUAAGCCAUGGACACAAAAUGAAUGUGGGACCUCUAACGAUAGAGAUGAGUAUACAGGGGUUGAAAUAAUGGAGGAAUGCAUUGAGAUUGUGCAAGUAGACAACUCAUUUAUGACGUGGGUACCUUUGUAGUUGUUGAAUUUAUUCUGUUUUUCCUCUCCCAAUUUUCGGUUUUUUCUACUUCUUUGAUGUAACUCAUAUUUGUAGCGUGUAAUUGGGUUGCUCCCUUUUGGCAUUUUUCUCAUACAUUUGCCUUUUGCCUAUCCAAUGAAGUGGGUUUUCAUGUGGGGAUCUUACUAUAUAUGACUUAGAUUGAUGGUCACAUUCUUUACAGCCAAAACUAGUGUUUCAAGGCUCUUCCCAAAUCAAAUCUUGUGAAGAAACCGAGCCACCGGUGGUCCAAUCACGACCUGGCAUCUUUUCUUCCAGGAACAGCUAACUGCUGGUAAAAUUUUCUGAGUCUCCAUCUCCAUCUCCAUCAAAUCUUAAAAUGAACCAACCUACCUUUUUCUCAGUUUUCAACAUCCUUGUAUUGCAGCUCAUGUCAUGGUUGAAAGUAUUCUAGAUGCAUUUGAAUUAUCAAUAGGCCUUUCCUUGUUCAUAUGUGAUACAGCAGUUUGCGGUCAUCUCAUUGACACGUAUUGGAAGAAUUAGAAGAAAGAAAGAUCAAACUUAGAAUAGUUCUCAACCUUGAAUUUGUUUGUGAUUGGAGAGAGAGGUCACACUCUUCAAGCAUCUUUUAUACUUUUCUGGGUACUUCUCCUUCUCAUUUAUAAUUAGGGGAAGUUCUGGCCCCAAAUGAGCACACUGACAAAAGGGGAGAGUGGAGAGAAGUUGAGCUCGAGAUCGGAUAUAUAGAAAUCAAUGGAAGUGAGCAACAAACGGGUGAUAUACAGAGACGACAUCACUGUUUUUCUUAAGGAACCCGACUUGGUACCAUAAGUUUGAAGGUGCCAGAGGAAUCGAAUGGGGUUAUGGUAAAGAAUCUUAUGGACUAACAUUUUUCACAUGUUCCCACUAUAUUGUAGCUUGACCGGUUUUUAUUAGAAAAGACUUGAAAUUACCAACUAUUUUUGUUUUUGAAUAUGCCAACCCAGUACUAGACUGAAAUUUACAUCAAAUCAAUAAGGUUGUACUGAGAUACAGUGCAAUGAUUUCGUGAUUUUUACUAA